AUACUUCUUCAUUACCAAUAAAAUUUAUUGUUUCAUAUAGUGAUCCCAGAUUUCAAAUAUGAAAAGAGGUUGCGUAAUGAUCAAUGGGUUAAAGAAGAAUGGGGAGAUGACUGUAAUAUGCAAGUCAGAAAUUCAUUGUUUCACAUUUUACUAUAUUUUCUAUAAUUAUGGACGAGUUUCCACCAAUCCGUAUUUGCUACAUGUUGCAUGUAACAUAAACUACAGUUGUACCAUUAGUGCAAAUUUGUAGAACCCUUAACAGUAAACCAUCCUACUUUUAAUAUUUUGACUUCUGUUUGACAUGGGUUUCAACCAGUUUAUUGAUUAUUUAUUCAAUGAUCUAGAGCAACUCUAAAUAGUAAAAUAAUUUGGACAUUCCCUUGAUCAAUGAUUCCUAGAUUCACAUAUCACAACAUUUAAUGUUUAAUCAAAACAACGAAUGAAUAUUGUUUAAAUCCAGUAGGUGGAAACUUAAAAGGGGAGUUUAUUAAACGAAAAAAUGUUGUUGGUUAUUGUCUCUGCUAUGCUUAUUAAAUGUAAAAGCAAAAUCCUUGGAGUAGUCAUUGACUCGAAUUCUAUGAAGGUAAACGCUGUUUUAAUUUUGUGCUGUUUUCAUCAAAUGAAACAAUAGUGGAUUAUCAAUAGAUUUAUUCCAUCCUUUACUCAGUUAUGCAGCCAACUUCAUAGGAUCAAUUACAUUCAGUUAUGUACAUAGGAUUGACUUGACUCGAAAACCUAUUUGUCACAUGAUUGAACAGCGUAUAGUAUCUUGUAAAUACAAUACAUGGUGUAUAUGUGUAGAGUGUUUUGUGUGUAUUACUUCUUACUAGUCUGAUUGCUGGAGGUUAAGCAAUAAUAUUCCUCACGAAGGCAAGCAUACAGUUUAGUUUUUUUCUUAUUCAAUGAUGUUAAACGGUGUCCUAGUGAUAAUGAAUUAGGAAAUUGUUGGGACGAUCCUGCAGAUUUAUUGCAAUAGACAUGAAAAGCUUAGGAAACAUUAAGAAGCAUUUUAUCCGAUCAGCGUUUGACUAGAUGGUUUGCUAGUAACAUCACUAGAGUGAAAAGUCACAUGUAGAGGUUCUGAUAGGCUGAUUACUACACUGCUACUAUAUUUAGUAGUGAUUAUAAUUCCUUGAAAAAGCUUGGACCAGAUUGCCAGUAGAAACGUUGGAUUUAUUACAAAUUCAUUCGCUGAGAUUUUACAAAUAUAUUAUUCCUAUUUAAUGUCUUACAUCAACUCGGCGCUCAAAUACUGUGAAACCAUUAGCUCUUAUUUAGACGAGAUUUCUUCUAUAUAUUUAGUAGUAUUCUAGAAUUUUCAGGAAAACUCAAGGACUUCUAAAAUACUAUAGAAACCCUAUAUUUUCUGUGCAUAAAUGAACCUUUGGAGUAAAGUGCUUCUCUUAUACUUUGCGCCUUUUCUCUCGUGUUCAAGUCGCUGAGUAGUUCUAGCUUGCGGAUUACGAGACUAGCUUAGGAUCCGAAUAUAGCGUUCAAUCAACAAGACUUAUCAGAAAUAUCAACAUAAAUUUAAAUUAAUUCCGCUGAUUUUCGUAAACAAAGAACUAUCACGUCACUACUGGUGAAUUCGACAUUAAUAAAUGUUUUGAUAUUGUAUUUUCAGUUUGAGUACUUUACUUACAUUACAGAUCAGACUAAUAACAGAAUACUCUGUAUUUCAAGGGCGAAGAACAACAGGCACAACGCUAAUCGGUAUAUUCAGAAACAAUAACCCAUGGAAUGUUUCUUAUAAUUUCCAAAUAGGAGUAAAAUUAUUUAGCUAUCCCACCUACGUCUUGGGUGAUACAGUACAAUUUCCGAUUCGGAUGUAUUCUGGAACACUAACUAUAUCUACUUUUGUAUUAACGCUUCCGAUAACGUCUAUGGUGCAACCCAUAUCCACUACUCCUGUCUCUAAAACUCCUGUAGUUACCAUUGAAAAAGUCGAACCACGAAGUUCACAACCAGCGGUAAACUUUAGUACAGUUGUAGAAGUUCGAGUGAAAUUCGUUAAAGACUUUGUCUACAUACCGAUAAUUUUUCAGUUACAAGUAAAUUCAAGUGAAGCAAUUAUAAUCAGACAAAGUAUUCAAACAAUUGGAUAUCUAUUGAAAACUGUAGCGCCUGUGGGUUCUGAUCUUUCUGUUAAACCUAAUUUGGCUAGAUUGCAAAUAAAUUCGGUGUACUUCAAUGAAUCAUGUACAGAUGCUCAGUGUGAUAUUGCAUUGCGUUAUUCGAUAAUUCCAAUUACCACAAAGCCUUUAGUAAUCACAUCAACACUUACCUCUGGUGUAUCCAGUUUUACGAAAACGUUAACUAUCACUCCACGAGCUAACUAUUCUGCUGUACUGUCAUCAAGUCAGGCCCCAGGAGUUGCUUUAACCUCUAUUAAUUCAAAAACAGUCAAAAAUCAAGUUAUACCGAACUCUCUUACAUCAUUUAAGUUAACGUUAACUCUGAAACCCAAUGUAUGGCAGACGAUAUAUUUCCAACUUUAUGCUCCAGGUGCUUACCAAGAAUACAUACUUGUCAGGCCAAUUAUACUAAGCCAAUUAACAUCAUUGACAUAUAUCAGCAUAAAUUCGGACUCUUUGGAAAAUAUGGUUUAUCUCAGUAUAGAUAAAGCUUAUUACGAAGGAAUCGCAACCGAUCAAACGAUUUCGGCAGCAAAUGAGUUAACUUUGUAUAUCCCAAUGUUCACUGCGAAUUCUGUCAGACCACUGGUCAAUUUUACUUACAAUUUGACAGUUAAUUCAAUCUCUAUAUUUGGUAGCUUCAUAUUUACUACCACUACUCCAGCAGCAUUUACUACAACUAUCCCAAGUACUUGUACUUUAACUUCUCCAAGUGCCACUGAUGUUUAUAAACAAAUGUGUACUGGAGGACCGUUUGAAUUUGUGAUCAAUAUGUGUCCGGUUGAAAGACGUUGUUCAUUCUUUACAUACUGGAUCAACAGAAUUGUGAAUGGCACUGCAGCUCUUAAUAUUACAAAUGUAACUAUACUUACGUAUGGUACAGAUGUGUGGCUCUCAACCUCGUUCUCUUUAAAUUUAACAUCUGAACCUAGUUAUGUGAGAGUGGAUUACGGCCCACUAUGCACCAUCAACCAAAAUUUUUUUUGUAUGCAAUUAAAAAAUACUGUUUAUUUAAUGGGAGAUUGCAAUGUGACAGCGACAACAAACUACAUUUUCCCAAUAUUUGUUAAUAUCAGUGGAAGUACAAAGAAUUUCACCGUCCCGAGUAUGACAUUUAAUGUAAUACCGAGUUUCCCAGUAUACACUGAUAUUAUGAUUGAAGUAAGUCCACCUAAUGUAAAGCUGCAGCCUGGUGAAAGAACAACUAUCCAUAUCAAAUAUACAUUCCCAUUGAAUUCCACCUAUCUGAAAUCUACAGUACGAAUCAAUGGAACUGGAAGCAACAGUACUAAUGAAAGUAUAAUAACAAUUGCAGAUUUUAAAAUAAGUUUGGGUUCUAACUUAUUUUACACAACAACUGCUUACUCAUCUAAUUAUUCGUCAACUUAUCCAACCAAUCAAACUGAUCAGUUGGUAGUUUACUUCGAAAAUAUCACUAACAUUGGUACGGUAGGUGUACCCAUAAUGCGAAACACUCUCAGUAUUUCAGUGGAUAUCCAGUUGAGUGAUAGUAAAAUGGUAGAAAACGGAACUGUUUGGCCGUUGCAAAUCACUGGUCAAUUCAAUGCUGUCACUAAUAUUAGCAGAAUAUCUGUAAAUUGUGUAAGAACUGGGUCAGAAAAACCAUCAAUUCAGGUUGUACUAUCUCAAUUAUCAUCGUUCACAUUCAGUGAUUAUCCUGAUAGAGAUGUGGUGUACCUUCAGACAGUCGUUCAAAUGAUGAAUGGUACCGGGUUGGAGUGUGAAAGACAAUCGAUAAUUUUCUAUCUUAGUCCACAAAUAAAAUCAAUCAAUGUAGUUAAUCAAACAGGGAACAUAGAUAAUGUAACAUUGAAAACUCCUUUAAACCCGGUAACUAAAUCAGUUCAGUUCACAACAGGACGUUUGUAUUUUGGUGCAAAGUAUGAAGUCAUUUUUAGCCUGAAAUUCAAUCCAUCUCUUAGUACAAGCAUUGUGAAAUAUCCAGUUCUGGCUGAAAUUGUGUGCAAACCCUAUGAACGUAGUAUUCCUGUAGUGAAUAGCUGCGCAAAACAAAAGUUUUACAAGUUCAAAUCUCCCCUGCGUGUUGAACUUGACUACACUUAUCCAUACAACUUACCUCAUUACGUUGCAAUGCAGAACUCUUUUGUACAGUUGCCAGACCGUCAAACAAAUACAUUUCUCAAUGUUGGUGAUCUUUUGUUUUAUUGUGGACGUGCGAUUGGUAUAAAAGGUUCAUUAGAUUUGGUGAGACGUUGUUUCAAGAUUAGUAAAUUGCCUGAAAGAAUUUGGUUUGAUGUUGGACCAUCUGUUGAACAGAUUAUAGCAUACACAAAUCCACUUGGCAUAUUGUUCGGUUUGGGAUCGAAUGGAGGAGGUGCAAUAAUGAGCAAGGAUUUGGGAAACACAUGGAUUUCAGUCAACUCAUUCGUGUAUCAAAAGACUUUGAAUACUUCGACUGAAAUCGUCACAGCAAGUGUCAUGCCUUGGAUUUCAUUGAGUGGAUCAAUUGACAACACACUGUUUGAGUCAUUUUGCAAGAUGCGAGUGGCUCAACAAUGGAAUGUGUGCAUCAACGGAAUUUAUGCGAAUGAACUUCUAUUGGCAAACUGGACUAACACCUGUCCAAGCAUCAAACCCUUUUAACUGAUCCAUUACAUUCACAGUUGGGAUACAAUAGUUUAUUCAAAUAUUUGUGCUCUUAUAACGUGUUCAUUUUAUGUUGUGUGCAAUAAUAGAACAUUUAGUUAAUUUUCUAUUAAAUUACUUAUCUUGC
Molecule: messenger RNA, 4890 nt
Organism: Schistosoma rodhaini
Lineage: Eukaryota; Metazoa; Platyhelminthes; Trematoda; Strigeidida; Schistosomatidae
Source: the annotation of a GenBank genome assembly